CUCUGCUGGCCUCCUGGUCCUGCCUGAAGCAGAAAGUCUACCACCCACCUCUGUAGCAUCAAGACUUCUGUUCUGUGGCUAAGCUUCCUGCCUAUGCAAUAGCAGCUGGGAGGGGCCAAAUACAUUCUACUGGGGCCACACCUCCUGGAAAAGAUAUAAAUAGUGAUGCUUGGGACUGGUUAUCGGAGCCACUCUGCCUUCACCAUGAAGUCCAGUGGUUUCUUCCCUUUCGUGGUGCUCCUUGCUCUGGGAAUCUUGGCCUCCUGGACUGUGGAAGGAGGUAAAAAUGAUGCUAUCAAAAUCGGAGCCUGCCCUUCUAGAAAGCCUGCCAAAUGUCUUAGGCCAGAGAAACCACAGUGCAAUACUGACUGGGAAUGUCCAGGGAAGAAGAGGUGCUGCCAAGACAGAUGCAGCACGAAAUGCAUCGAUCCUGUUCCCAUUCGCAGGCCAGUGAUGAAGAAGCCUGGGAAAUGCCUCAAGACAAAAGGAAGGUGUCUGAUGCUUAACCCUCCCAAUAAGUGUGAGAGGGAUGGCCAGUGUGAUGGCAACUAUAAGUGUUGUCCUGGCAUGUGCGGGAAAAUCUGCGUACCCCCAGCGUAAGCCUGAUUCCUGACAUUUGGAGACAGCGCUGGACUCACUCUGUGUGGUCUGGAAAUGACUUCUCUGCUCCCUGGCUCCCCUGCUUUCUGCUCCCCAGCUCCCAGGC
This is a messenger RNA of Acomys russatus (golden spiny mouse), 706 nucleotides long. RefSeq names its product secretory leukocyte peptidase inhibitor (gene Slpi). The transcript is spliced from 4 exons. The coding region runs from base 166 to 600 and encodes 144 amino acids. The record is from RefSeq and is a predicted model, not a curated record. Gene Ontology annotation, biological process: innate immune response; antibacterial humoral response. Lineage: Eukaryota; Metazoa; Chordata; Mammalia; Rodentia; Muridae. Gene Ontology annotation, molecular function: peptidase inhibitor activity. Gene Ontology annotation, cellular component: extracellular region.